This is a messenger RNA of Monoraphidium neglectum, 339 nucleotides long. RefSeq names its product SNF1-related protein kinase catalytic subunit alpha KIN11. Gene Ontology annotation, biological process: protein phosphorylation. The coding region runs from base 1 to 339 and encodes 112 amino acids. Gene Ontology annotation, molecular function: ATP binding; protein kinase activity. The record is from RefSeq and is a predicted model, not a curated record. NCBI's taxonomy places the organism in Eukaryota, Viridiplantae, Chlorophyta, Chlorophyceae, Sphaeropleales, Selenastraceae. The transcript has 2 exons.
AUGCAGCACGCGAGUGCGGCAAGCGCGCCGCCGCCAGUGCAGAGCCUGGCCCAAGGGGCGGCUGAGUUUUUCUUGUCGAACUACCGCCUCGGCAAGACGCUGGGCAUCGGCUCGUUUGGGAAGGUCAAAGUGGCGGAACACAUCCUGACGGGCCACAAGGUGGCAAUUAAGAUCCUCAAUCGAAGAAAAAUUCAGGCGAUGGACAUGGAGGAGAAGGGUGAGCAGCUGCACGGAAGCUGCGGCGGAGGCCCAGCCCGAGCCGUGGCUGGGAAUUCAAAAGACAGGGUGGCGCAGCUGGGCAUGUGCACCAGCUACUCUGUCGCGCUGCGGCAAAGCUGA